AUGCCGUACACGCCACCGUUGAGACAGUUGCGUUGCGAAACCGGCUUCGGCUCUAAAUCUAAAGACGAAAACAAAAACAAAGUCAUACAAGAAAUCAGUCCCUUACAAUGCCAAAAGCACUCUCGAUUGUGCAACUGCGGCGUAUACAGCACAGCUCGCAACCUGCCUCAAGACGACGAACAGAAUGUCUUAUCUCUACAUCGAGCGUUGCGGACUUCACCAGGCUCAGAUUCUAGCUCAGCUAGUUCGCCUACCAGUCCAAAAUCAGUCCACUUUGAUACAGUUUUGGAUAUUUGCCCAUUUUUCACUUCAGAGACUCCAAUUUCUGUAAGCACAAGAUCAUCUUCCACAUGUCGUACACUGGAUUCAAAGGAAUCGAGUCGCGAAUUUGGAUGGAUAGGCCCCGAUGAUACCGGCCCAAGCACUCCCAUCGGUUGGACAGCCGUGCCCUCUUACAAUAGGACCAUCACAAACACUACCAAUGAGCCACCUGUUAUCUUUUGUGGACUGCGUGUAGCAAAUGAACAGCAAAGCCUGGUCGGCUGUGCGGCAGUUGCGAAUAUAGCCUAUCACAAAUCGGUUACGUGUCUAUUUACAUUUGAUGAUUGGACAACGGUGUCAACGGUAGCAGCUACGUUUGUGAGGCAUGUUGAUAGUAAAGAUGCGAUUUUAGGACAUGAUUGGUUCACAUUUGAGAUCGAUAUAUCUGGCAUCAACGAUCUUCAACUACGCACAUGCUCCCUCUGCAUCCGGUACAUUGUUGAUAACCAGGAGUUUUGGGACAACAAUGGCGGGUCCAACUUUCAAGUCAAUUUUACGAAGCAAGAUCAAGAGAGGCGCCUACUAAACAAAGCGAACGUCCGAGACCAAGACGGAUCGAUCCCUUCAAUGGCAACCACUCUCUGGCAUUGCGAUUCAGAGCUUGGACAUAUCAACAAGGAAGAUUGCGGAAUGAAUUCUCCUGUCGAUGAAAUAUUCGAGGAAGUAACUCCCAUAAACAAAGAAAUGGUCAAUUAUCAACAGAAGCAGGACAUUUGGCUGGACAGUACAUUACAAACUGCAAACCGCGCCUCCAUGUUAUGUCCGGCACACAAGGAUUUUCUGGAAAAAUACUGUUUUUUCAGUUCUGAUUUGCGCCGAACUCCAUUUACUCAAGUGCCUUUUACCGAAAACGCAGCUCAAAACUCUGGCAUCUUCGCAUAG
Messenger RNA from [Torrubiella] hemipterigena, 1203 nucleotides. The record is from the annotation of a GenBank genome assembly. Lineage: Eukaryota; Fungi; Ascomycota; Sordariomycetes; Hypocreales; Clavicipitaceae.